CGAGAAGGUGGUCGUUCUCAACUCGCUCGAAGAAACCACCGUCACCAUCACGCAGCUGGAUCCCAUCUACGCCGUGGGCGGUGUGUUUUAUCUCCGUCUGCGAAGCAACGUCACCGUCACGGAGGAGUGCCAGUUCUCCAUCGUGUAUCACGUGCUUCCCGGUUUGUCCCGCGGGGAGGAUCGAUCGUAGGGAACGUCCCUUACCUCUACGGCGACGAAGUGCUGGCGCACAGCUCGAAGAACACGGGCGUGAGCAUCGCGUAUUACAAGAUCUCCAUUCCUUCCGAGGAGUUCCAGGACUUCAAAUCGGUGACGAUUUCGCUGUCGAACAUCGCGUACACGUGGAAUGUGAAUCCUGCGUACUGCAUCGGGUUCGAUGUCUAUUUGGGCAUGGCCAAAACCCGCCUCAUCAUCAACCCGCAAGACAACUCCACCUAUUCGCACCACGCCUGGCUCUCCGCCCGCAAUGAAUUCUCCGUUACGAUCACAGAAAACGAGCCGGGCUGGUGCAACAACUGCAUUUUCGGAGUGGCGAUUCGCACCACCAACAUGACUUCCUGGCGCAUCAACGCCCACUUGAAUUAUGUCGCGAUCCCUCUGCAGCCCGACGUUCCGCGCCAAGGCUCGAUUAUCCCGUUUACUGGAGGUAUUCACUCCUCGUUCUACCUCCACCAGACCGACUACCGACCCAUCUCCAUCCGCGCUACGCGCCUCCAGUCCGCCGAUAAGCACAUCCAGCUGUUCGUGUCGAUCACGGAGCCGGCGACGAUCAAGAACCACUCCUGGAUGGACACCACCGUGGGCGACGAUCUCGCGCAGGUCACGCUGUCCAGCGACCAUCCCUUCUUCUGCACCGACUGCUACUACUACAUCGGCGUCUACUCGCUCGAGGAGGAAGAGGAGGAGCACCCCGUCGACGUGGAGGUCGCCGUGGAGUGUCCCGACGGCGUCUGUCUCAGCUGCGAGGCGGGCUACGACCCCGCGACCAACUGCCAGGACUGUCUGCCGGGCUAUUUCGGCGCGACGUGCGAGCCCUGCAAGGGAUGUGCGCACGGAAAGUGCGAUAGCGGGAAGCAGGGAAGCGGGAAGUGCGUGUGCGAGGAGGGCUGGGGCCCGGAGGAUGUGUGCAAUGAAUGCAAGGCAGGGUUCUGGGGACUGCAGUGCGAGGCGUGCCCGUCGUGCAAUGGACACGGCCAGUGCAGCGAUGGAAUCGACGGAACGGGGCAGUGCGUGUGCGAGGGAAACUGGGAUCCGCGCGUGAACUGCGAGGACUGCAUCGCGGGGUUCUGGGGCGCGGCGUGCAUGGGAGAAUGCCCGCGGAACGAGGAAGGAUUGAUCUGCUCGGGACAUGGGAAGUGCAACGACAAGGACUUCGGAAAUGGGCGAUGCACCUGCGAGAAAGGAAUGGUGGGAAUCAAGUGCGAUACGAGGAAGGAGGACGACAAGUGCUCGCCGUCCUGCUCCGAACUGCACGGAGCCUGCGAUGAAGAGAAGGGUGUGUGCGUGUGCUAUGAUGGAUACAAGGGAAAGACGUGCGAGAGCUCGCAGAACAUGGUCAUCAUCAUCGUGGGUAUAUCGGUGGUGGUGCUGAUUCUGGUCGCCGUUGUUUUCUAUAUCAUCUACACUACGAAGAGCCUGAGUGGGAAGAAUAAGAAGCGCCAUGCGAAGGACGCUCUGCUGGAGAGCGUAGAAU
Molecule: messenger RNA, 1693 nt
Organism: Blastocystis hominis
Lineage: Eukaryota; Bigyra; Opalinata; Blastocystidae
Exons: 3
Coding region: 1134-1487 (117 amino acids)
Source: RefSeq, a predicted model, not a curated record